Dentiscutata heterogama is the source of this 675-nucleotide messenger RNA. The record is from the annotation of a GenBank genome assembly. Lineage: Eukaryota; Fungi; Glomeromycota; Glomeromycetes; Diversisporales; Gigasporaceae.
GAAACACAAAUAAGCAGCGAGGUCACUGAAGAAUCAACUAAUUCUGAACAAAACUGUAUAUUAAUUCCUUCAUAUGCUUGUCGUGAUAAAGGAGGAGAAGAAUGGAAAGUUUAUGUACGAGGCUGGGCUUUUAGCUCCAAAACUCAAAGCCGGAAGCAAAAAUGGAUGAUCGGUGUUGCACGUCGGGUAGCUGGUGUGAACAAUGAUGAGCAAAAAAGCAAAACACUUGAAGAUAGAUUUAGCAUGUUUUUAGCAAAAAAUCUUCGAAAUCAAGAAUAUAAUGUUCAAAUAGAUGGCCUUGCUCUAGGUGAUGAUGAUUUUUCUCAAGACUGUGAUGAUAAGUCACAGUGCUAUGACUCUCACACCUCAUCCACUCACAUUACCAGUGACACCGGUCAUUUUUCGGGCAUAAUUAGGAUUCGUGCCGAAAUUAUCGAUAAGUGGAUUGCUAGCAUAAACAAAAGUGAUAAGCCCGUAAGAUGGCUAAAAUUAUCUGCAAUGCCUGAAGGGGGAAUGCAAGCAGACAAAGCGGAAAAAACUUAUGGUUUCGCCAAUUUGAUUGAUGCUUACGGCAUAUCUAUAAUAUCCGAUAUUGAUGACACUAUCAAACACACGGGCAUAGGCGGUGGUCCACGUGUAGCGCUUUCUAGUACCUUUUUGUACGAUCCGAAAGAG